This is a messenger RNA of Cetraspora pellucida, 1233 nucleotides long. The record is from the annotation of a GenBank genome assembly. NCBI's taxonomy places the organism in Eukaryota, Fungi, Glomeromycota, Glomeromycetes, Diversisporales, Gigasporaceae.
AUGGCAGACCAUAAUGAUAGAUAUCGUGAUUCUUCAGACUCUACAGUAGUUAACCUGCAACCUAACCCAGUGAACGAAAGUCAAAUACAUAAUCAUAGAGAUUCGCUAGAAUCAUAUCAUGAUAACCCUAAUAUAGCCUCGAUCGUAACAAACGCGCCACUAUUAUACACUUCUUUUAACGGUCCUGAUGAAGCACAGAUCUUGUGUGGUAGUAAUGAUGGCGAUGAGGAUAACGGAUGUCGUAUGGAAAGAUCUUCGAGUCAACCUUUAAAAAAGUUAUGGAUCGCAAUAGUAAUAUCACUUACUUUCUUUGCCAUCGAACUUAUUGGUGGUAUAAUUGCUGGGAGUUUAGCAUUAUUGAGUGAUUCUUUUCAUUUACUGAGUGAUGUAGUGAGCUUUGGUAUUUCACUCUUAUCUAUAUAUCUUGCUCAACGUCCUGCUACUAAAGCGCUAUCAUAUGGUUACCAUCGUGCUGAAAUUUUGGGUGCUCUUGUUUCAAUUUUUCUUAUAUGGCUUCUAACAUUAUAUUUGUGUAUCGAGGCCUACGAUCGUUUACAAAAUCCUGUACAAGUAGAUGGAAAAACAAUGUGCGUUGUUGCUGUCAUCGGGGAAAAUGACAAUACUCCUACAACAUUAAUUCAAGAAAAUAGUCAGAGAGAACAUGGUGGCAAUAAAGAGGGCAAUGUCAAUGUUCGUGCCGCAUUGCUUCAUGUUUUGGGUGAUUUCCUCUCUUCGUUAGGAGUUUUAAUUUCGGCUAUAGUAAUUAUGAUUGAUCCAAACAAAGUAUGGGUUGAUCCAAUAUGUACAUUCAUUUUUUCGGCACUUGUAAUGAUAACAACAUACGGUGUCUUUCGGAGUAGUAUAAGAGUUUUGAUGGAAGCAACACCGUUACAUAUUGAUUCAUUUGCUGUAAGAAGAGAUUUAGAAGCAAUUAAAGGUGUAGAGAGUGUUCAUGAUUUGCAUAUCUGGGAUUUGACAGUUGGCCGGCCUACUAUGCCCGUACUGCCAUUUUUCGUUGUUGGAUGCAAACUGCCCAGCAACUGCAUAGAGCAACAUUCUGAGUCAAGUGAUGUCAUAUACACGUGGACAACACUCACGGCCCAUAUUCGACUUUACAAAUACGAUCCGGAUGUUCAUGCUGAACCUUUUGUUCCUAAUGAAAUAUUACUACAUGCUCGGCGUAUAUUAAAGCAAAGAUACGGUAUAUCGCAUGUGACGAUUCAAAUCGAAUGA